UGAAGCUUCAAGUUUUGUCCGAGCUCGAAACCUACACAUUUCCCCCUUCGAUUUCCAAUAACCCACCGUCUCUCUCCGCGCAGGGCGAGCCAACGCAAGGAACCCUGAUCUCCUUCAUCAAAAACGCAAAAAUGUCUGGUCAAGAAAGUGCUGCGUGGCCCAUGGCCGAUGGUGCCCUCACCCAAGAGCUUCUGGAUCUAGUCCAACAAGCCAGCCACUACCGCCAGCUGAAGAAAGGAGCGAACGAGAGCACCAAGGCUUUGUCGCGAGGUGUCUCGGAGCUCAUCGUGUUGGCCGGUGACACGCAGCCAUUGAGCAUUCUACUCCACCUUCCGAACCUCUGCGAAGACAAGAACGUCCCAUACGUCUAUGUCCCUUCGAAGGUAGCCCUCGGCCGCGCAUGCAAUGUCAGCAGAUCUGUGAUUGCCGUCUCCAUCACUACCAACGAAGCCUCUGAGCUUCAGAACCAGAUUCGCGCCAUCAAGGACAAGGUCGAGCGUCUCAUGAUCUAAGAUACCCCAUAAGUGUAUAGGAGACGUUGCAUAUAAGGAAAACUAUAGAAUUAUAAGUCAUGGUCGGUCUGGAGUUGCCAAUUUGUGCAGUUUGCUUUCGGAACAAGCUAUGGACGGAGAGGCUAAAGGGGAGUAAGGAAGCUAAAAGAAGGCCUAUAAAGAGUGCAUUCCAGUCUCACUUGGGUUAAAUCCAUCCAAUAACAAGCGAAAUUCGAAACAUCAUGCGCGAUUCUGGUUGAUUUGAACAUGAUUGGCAGCGUUCCCUUGUGCAUGCAUGUGAUGGACAGAAAUGGCCAGAAAAUGGGCUCUGGCUGCCGACCCCGGCCUCGAGCUGACCUGAUGCGGGAAGGUCUCAGGCGGAGUGACGACGUCAGGAGGGG
Messenger RNA from Xylaria bambusicola, 892 nucleotides. Its product is annotated as ribonucleoprotein-associated protein. The transcript has 6 exons. Gene Ontology annotation, cellular component: box C/D methylation guide snoRNP complex; U4/U6 x U5 tri-snRNP complex; precatalytic spliceosome. The coding region runs from base 132 to 512 and encodes 126 amino acids. The record is from RefSeq and is a predicted model, not a curated record. Gene Ontology annotation, molecular function: RNA binding. Lineage: Eukaryota; Fungi; Ascomycota; Sordariomycetes; Xylariales; Xylariaceae. Gene Ontology annotation, biological process: mRNA splicing, via spliceosome; ribosome biogenesis; maturation of SSU-rRNA.